Messenger RNA from Hydatigera taeniaeformis, 909 nucleotides. The record is from the annotation of a GenBank genome assembly. NCBI's taxonomy places the organism in Eukaryota, Metazoa, Platyhelminthes, Cestoda, Cyclophyllidea, Taeniidae.
GGUGAUACCUACAUUCUUCCGUCGAUAAUGGAUGCAUACUCGGGUCUACUACUUGAUGAUGCCGCAUUUUCCCGUGUUCCCGAACAAAACAAACCCGUUUUUAUAUAUGACUGGUUGCGCAGUCUAGACCGUAGGCUUUCCCAAUCGACAAAAACCGAGGUCAGAAAUGUUCAGCAGGCUCUAAUAGAUCAACUCAUGGUUCAAGUUACUCAGGGUGUGGGUCCACCAUCUCGCAAACUGCUAGGAAGAUGCUUAGCAAAAAUUUUUACUGCGGGUGACUCGAUUUCCCUUUACGCGGUGCUGAACAGCUGCAACGACGUACUCAAAGUCCGAGAUGAUAGCCCUUCGGCGAUAAACAAAAGACUAACUGCUUUGGCAUGUCUUGGUGUCAUGUAUCGAAGUCUUGGACGUCUUUGUGGUCGUUCCUUUGAAGAGACUGUUGGAAUUUUAAUCAGAAUGAUCAAGCAGGUGGAAUCGCAAACACGAUCCGAGAUUCUAACGUCGCUUAUGAAUAUUGUGACUGGUUUAGGAGCUGCUGAAACUUCGUGUUUUCGGGAUAUCUUCAAAGUUGCUAGAUCAUUUAUCAAUGAUCGUGUUCUUGCUGUCAGGCUUGCCGCUGUGCAGUGUCUCACAAGUUUGACUCGGUAUCAUUCGCAUUUCUUCACCAGCGACUUAGACGCAGUAACGAGUAUGUGCAUAAAGGGCUUGGAUGGAUCUAACCAUGCCGUCCGCAUGGAGAUCGCCAAGUUGCUCGGUUUUGUUCUAGCCAAAACUCAGUUGGACUCAGGCAUUUUAGGAACUGUUGGCAGUAUGAAUUCUGUCACUGGCAACACGUCGACCGGCGGUAUUUCAUCUAUUGCAUAUAAUCUCAUGAACGAUUUGGCUUUCGGCCUAUUUUCAACCGCUUAG